This is a messenger RNA of Mugil cephalus (flathead mullet), 1488 nucleotides long. Its product is annotated as serine/threonine-protein kinase SBK1. NCBI's taxonomy places the organism in Eukaryota, Metazoa, Chordata, Actinopteri, Mugiliformes, Mugilidae. Gene Ontology annotation, biological process: peptidyl-serine phosphorylation; peptidyl-threonine phosphorylation. The transcript has 4 exons. The coding region runs from base 264 to 1205 and encodes 313 amino acids. The record is from RefSeq and is a predicted model, not a curated record. Gene Ontology annotation, molecular function: protein serine/threonine kinase activity; ATP binding.
GGCCCCUUCACAGAAGUUAAGAGCAGAGCUGUGUGUUGAGCAGUGGAAAACUUUCCGGUCCCUUCAUGCAGCAGCAGCAGCAGCAGCAGCAGCAGCAGUAGUAGUAGUAGUAGUAGUAGUAAAGUUAGAGAAGUGACGGGACUGCAGCUCAGCCUCAAACUACUGAUUAGCUGUAAGCAUGGUGGUGUGAGUGUGUCUGAUUUGUGUUGUGUUCGGAUCGCCUCGUCUUCAGACUCCAGUGACGACAGUGCAGAGGAAAAAAGAUGAUCGAGCUGGGCCUCGCUGACGGCAGCCUGAUCGACGAGCUGAUGGAGCUGACGGCACAGAGCCUCAGCAACCUGGAGAUUCAGGAACACUUCAACGUGGUCAAAGAGAUCGGUCGAGGCAAAUAUGGCAAAGUGCUGCUGGUCACGCAUCGCUUCAGAGGGACUCCCAUGGCCUUGAAAGUGAUGCCCAAAGCCUCGACUAAGCUCCAGGGAUUUCUGCGAGAGUACUGCAUCUCCUUACACCUGUCCUGCCACCCCUGCAUCGUGGGGCUGUUUGGCAUCGCCUUUCAGUCCAACGAGCACUACUGCUUUGCUCAGGAGCUCGUCAUUGGUAGGGACCUCUUUGCUGUCAUCCAGCCAAAAGUGGGUAUCCCAGAAUCCUCUGUAAAACGUUGCGUCCUCCAGAUCUCCAGUGCUUUGGAGUUCAUCCACAGCCACGGCUUGGUCCACCGUGACAUCAAGCCUGAAAACAUACUCCUGCUGGACAAUCACUGCUGCCAGGUGAAGCUGGCAGACUUCGGCCUUGCCCAAAAGAGAGGCACCCUGAUACGCUUCAUCACAGGAACCCUUCCCUACAUGGCCCCUGAACUUUGCACCAUGGUCCUGCUGGAUGGCCAGACAGAAGUGACCGCCCCUCCUCUCAGCGUCGAGCCGAGCCUGGACACGUGGGCGUUUGGGGUGGUCAUCUUCUGCAUCCUCACAGGCUACUUUCCCUGGGAGCGCUGCACGGACUCAGACGACUUCUAUCAGGAGUUUGCUGACUGGUGUAGAAUGGAGGAGAGGCCUACCGCAGAGGAGGACAUCCCUCCUUUGUGGAAAAGGUUCACUCCAGAAGCUAUGGAGAUGUUCGGUAAGCUCCUGGCUCUGGAUGCAGAAAAUAGGUGUACGGUGGGGGAGGUGAGAAUGUACGUGGAGAAGGAUUGGCUGAAGAAGGCGUAAUAGACAACAGGAAAAGUCCCUGCCUCUGGAAAUGACUAUGGGAAUGGAGAAGUAAAUGAAAUAUCCGAUAUUUAGUUGUAGAUUUUGCCUUAAUAUGAGUGUUUACUGUAGGCCUUAUGUAUAGAAGUGUUGAACCAUCAGGUACAUCAUUCUCAGCCGUGUGUCCAAGGAUUGUGCCCAGUAAGAUUAACCAUUUAUCAGCAUGCAGCAGAAACAAACACUCCUGUCAGUCAGUGGUGGAGCAAGUAUUUAAAUAUUUAAAUAAAAGUACCAAUGUCAAAAA